AUGGGGCUCGCAGGCUGGCCACCGCUGCUCGCCGCCGCGCUGGUGGCGCCCGGGCUGGGGCGGGCUGCAGCCAGGGGCGCGUACCAGUGCCUGGACAGCCCGAAGCUGUUGGCCACCACGCUGGUCCCGCCCAUGCCGUCCAGCAGUGACAGCUUCGCCUACGCGCUCCGCAGCGCGUUCGUCGUCCUGCCGCGGCGGUGCGUUGAAGGCCUCGACCUGGAGCCGAACGUUGGGGACCUAGACGGUAUUAUCGACCAAUGGAUGGGUCGGUUUAGCGACCUUUGCGACAGCGAUCUGUGUUCGAGCAGCCAACUGCGCGACAAGAUGACCGUGGUGCUGAGAAACUGCACCCUCGGCUGGGCCAUCUUCGCGCACGGCAGCGGCGGCUUCACCUUCGACAACCCGCGCUACACGUACAUGAUGGCCGCCGCGGGGUACGGCGUAGUCAUCCCCGAUUCCUUCGCGUCCGCUGAGCUCGGGCUCAGGUACAAGGCUCCGAUUGAGAACCUGCCCGCGCACCUGAGGGCCCUCAACCGCGGCUCGGGCGAAGGCAGCUACUGGUGCGACAACAACGUCUACGAGGCGAGCUCCACCUGCCCGCCGGCCAUGGAGAAGAGCUCGGCUGGUGCGACGUCGUACCCCCUCUGCUACAGCUCCGACGCGGCCGCCAUCCUGUCCAGUACAGCAAGCUGGCGGCAGUACUACGAGAGGGUGUACGAGCUGCGCCGGAGGGAGCUCGACUACGUCGUGGAGUCUCCGAAGCUCUUCCUCGCGGGCGAGAGCGAGGGGGGCUUGGUGGCCGCGCGCUACUACCACCCCAGACUGGAGCCCCUGCUCCGGAGUGGGGGCAGGCUGGUGCUUCAGUGGAGCUGCGAGUGGUGCUACUACAUCAGCUGCCCUGGCAAUGCCCAGAUCGGCGGCGGGCGCGCCGACGUCGAAGUGCCGGUGCUGAACGCCAUCUCGCACGUGGACAGCUUCUUCGGGCCAGCGAACAAUUCCGUGGCGUGGAAGGUCGCGAGCGCCCCCGGUGGCUACGGCGCGCGGCCGCCUACCGGCAACUGCCUGGCGCAGCUCAGGUCCCAGGGCGUCCGACACGGCUACGUGGUUAGCGACGUGGGCUCGGAGUACCACGGCCUCACCGAGACGAGCGGUAACCUCGUGCGCGCCCUGUUGUUCGGCUUCAUGGCGGACCCCAGGUGA
Molecule: messenger RNA, 1200 nt
Organism: Prorocentrum cordatum
Lineage: Eukaryota; Dinophyceae; Prorocentrales; Prorocentraceae
Source: the annotation of a GenBank genome assembly